CUUCCCGCCCGCGUCGGGCCGGGCGCCGCCGCCCCCCUGCCUCCCUCUCCGCUGCGGUCAUGUAGAGAAUCGUAAAUCAUGUGAAGAUGGGCCUCUUGGUAUUUGUGCGCAACCUGCUGCUAGCCCUCUGCCUUUUUCUGGUACUGGGAUUUUUGUAUUAUUCUGCGUGGAAGCUGCAUUUUCUCCAGUGGGAGGACUCCAAUUCAGUGGUUCUUUCCUUUGACUCCGCUGGACAGACACUAGGCUCAGAGUAUGAUCGUCUGGGCUUCCUCCUGAAGCUGGACUCUAAACUGCCUGCUGAAUUAGCCACCAAGUACGCAAACUUUUCAGAGGGAACUUGCAAGCCCGGCUAUGCUUCAGCCUUGAUGACUGCCAUCUUCCCCCGGUUCUCCAAGCCAGCACCCAUGUUCCUGGAUGACUCCUUCCGCAAGUGGGCUAGGAUCCGGGAAUUUGUGCCGCCUUUUGGAAUCAAAGGUCAAGACAAUCUGAUCAAAGCCAUCUUGUCAGUCACCAAAGAGUACCGCCUGACCCCUGCCUUGGACAGCCUCAGCUGUCGCCGCUGCAUCAUCGUGGGCAAUGGAGGUGUCCUUGCCAACAAGUCUCUGGGGUCACGAAUUGAUGACUAUGAUAUUGUGGUCAGACUGAACUCGGCACCAGUGAAAGGCUUUGAGAAGGACGUGGGCAGCAAAACCACACUGCGCAUCACCUACCCGGAAGGUGCCAUGCAGCGGCCUGAGCAAUACGAGCGGGAUUCUCUCUUUGUCCUCGCUGGCUUCAAGUGGCAGGACUUCAAGUGGUUGAAGUACAUCGUCUACAAAGAGAGAGUGAGUGCAUCGGAUGGCUUCUGGAAAUCUGUGGCCACUCGAGUGCCCAAGGAGCCCCCUGAGAUUCGCAUCCUCAACCCAUAUUUCAUCCAGGAGGCCGCCUUCACCCUCAUCGGACUGCCUUUCAACAAUGGCCUCAUGGGCCGAGGGAAUAUCCCGACCCUUGGCAGUGUGGCAGUGACCAUGGCACUACACGGCUGUGAUGAGGUGGCAGUUGCAGGCUUUGGCUACGACAUGAGCACACCCAAUGCACCCCUGCACUAUUACGAGACCGUGCGCAUGGCCGCCAUCAAAGAGUCCUGGACGCACAAUAUUCAGCGAGAGAAAGAGUUUCUGCGGAAGCUGGUGAAAGCGCGUGUCAUCACUGAUCUAACCAGUGGCAUCUGAGGGGGGCCCAGCACGCGGCCACAGAGUCCAGGCACCACCAGGAGCAAGCAGCAGUCACCACCAUCUGCCAUUUCAUUGACCAUGGCCUGGCUCCUCCUGAGAGGCACGGGAAUCUUCAGGCCCAGAGAAGGACAGUGCCAAGUGACCCCAGGGGUGGCAAGGCCUUGGGGAGCAGCCAGAGCUGUGUCUGCUCAGGCACCAGCAUUGGGCCUCCCGCUCAGCCGGGCCCUUGAAGCCAGAGGGCCCGGAGGCCUCUGGCUGUGCCCCGCAGGCCCAGCAUGCAGGAGGUGGGACGCUUGGCAGUAAGGCUGCUGCCAAAAUCAUUUCUGCAAUCAGUGUUUGGUGUAUUAUCAUUUUGUGAAUUGGGAGGUGGGAGGGAGGGGAGGGAUAAUUUAUUUUUAAAUAAGGUUCUAGAUGUCAAUUGGUCCACUGGCCACGCAGAAGGAGGCCCCCUCGAGGCCAAUCAGGCAGUGGUUCCAGUGGUCUCCCCGUGGGGUGGAGGUGCCAGGAUUAGCCUGUACCCUACUCCGGGCUACAGGGAGGGGGCAGGAUCUCACAACAGGCCCUGCCCGCUCAUGACACUCUUGAUCUUUCUUGGAGAGAUGAUGAGGUAUUCCCACUCAGCGGUCCCUAGCUGCCCCACAGGGGAACUCUGCAGCCAUUCUUUAAGUCAAUAAGAUGGCCCCUGGGCUGGAGCAGAGUGAACUUCAGAAUCAGGAGGGGAGGCCUGGCCUGUCCCAGUGGGAACUGCCUCGCUCUCCAGCUGCAGCUGAUCCACAGGACAAUGCCCUAGGCCCAGGCUGACCAACUUGGCAGCUCCUCUGAGGUUCAGGAGUGAGAUUGCCAGGUCUGCCUUCAGCCUGGACCUGAGGGAAGUGAGGCUCAAGACACUUACCCAGGCUGGGCAGCCAUCAUGGAAGCAAUAAAGCUCUUCCCUGAACCUGGCCUCCUCUUGCUUUCUC
Molecule: messenger RNA, 2173 nt
Organism: Talpa occidentalis (Iberian mole)
Lineage: Eukaryota; Metazoa; Chordata; Mammalia; Eulipotyphla; Talpidae
Gene: ST3GAL3
Product: ST3 beta-galactoside alpha-2,3-sialyltransferase 3
Exons: 12
Coding region: 87-1211 (374 amino acids)
Molecular function (GO): sialyltransferase activity
Source: RefSeq, a predicted model, not a curated record